AUGCGAGAAAUUGUUCUCAUCCAGGCAGGACAGUGCGGAAACCAGGUUGGAGCGAAAUUCUGGGAAGUUAUCUCUGACGAACAUGGCAUUGAACCAACUGGCAGCUACCAUGGAGACUCUGACCUGCAGCUCCAGCGCCUGAACGUCUACUAUAAAGAGGCUCCUGAAGGCAAAUAUGUGCCGCGUGCGAUCUUGGUUGACCUCGAGCCUGGCACCAUGGACUCCGUGCGGUCCGGUCGAUUUGGGCAGCUUUUCAGACCCGACAACUUCGUCUUUGGCCAGAAUGGUGCCGGAAAUAACUGGGCGAAGGGCCACUACACUGAAGGUGCCGAGCUCCUGGACUCUGUGCUGGACGUUGUCCGGAAGGAGGCGGAGGGUUGCGAUUGCCUGCAGGGAUUCCAGUUGACGCACUCGCUUGGUGGCGGCACCGGCUCUGGUAUGGGCACCUUGCUCAUCUCUAAGAUCCGCGAGGAGUACCCCGAUCGAAUAAUGAACACCUUCUCGAUCGUCCCCUCGCCCAAGGUGUCGGACACCGUCGUUGAGCCGUACAACGCGACCCUCGCCGUUCACCAGCUCAUCGACAACACAGACGAGACCAUCUGCAUUGACAAUGAGGCCCUGUACGACAUAUGCUUCCGCACGCUGAAGCUCACCACGCCCACGUACGGAGACCUAAACCACCUCGUGUCUGCAACCAUGUCCGGUGUCACUACUUGCCUCAGGUUCCCAGGGCAGCUGAAUGGCGAUCUGCGCAAGCUGGCAGUCAACAUGAUCCCAUUCCCCCGUCUGCAUUUCUUCAUGUCCGGCUUCGCCCCUCUCACCGCUCGGGGCUCUCAGCAGCACCGUGCCCUGACCGUACGCGAGCUGACACAACAAAUGUUCGACGCUAAGAACAUGAUGACAGCAUGUGACCCAAGGCAUGGACGCUACUUGACGGCAGCGGCCAUCUUCCGUGGUCGCAUGAGCAUGCGAGAGGUAGAUGAGCAGAUGCUCAAUGUUCAGAAAAGCUCCCUCUACUUCGUCGAGUGGAUCCCGAACAACGUCAAGACGGCCGUGUGCGACAUUCCUCCUCGCGGGCUCAAGAUGUCCGCCACAUUCAUCGGAAACAGCACUGCCAUCCAAGAGCUCUUCAAGCGAAUCUCUGAACAAUUCACAGCCAUGUUCCGCCGAAAGGCUUUCCUCCAUUGGUACACGGGCGAGGGCAUGGACGAGAUGGAGUUCACAGAGGCAGAGUACAACAUGGACGUACUGAUCUCAGAGUACCAGCAUUACCAGGGGGCCACUGCAGAUGAGGAGGGAGUGUUCGAGUACGAACCAGAGGCCGAUGCCGAGGCUUAG
This is a messenger RNA of Rhipicephalus microplus (southern cattle tick), 1338 nucleotides long. Its product is annotated as tubulin beta chain-like. The record is from RefSeq and is a predicted model, not a curated record. Gene Ontology annotation, cellular component: microtubule. Lineage: Eukaryota; Metazoa; Arthropoda; Arachnida; Ixodida; Ixodidae. Gene Ontology annotation, molecular function: GTPase activity; GTP binding; structural constituent of cytoskeleton. Gene Ontology annotation, biological process: microtubule-based process.